This is a messenger RNA of Peronospora belbahrii, 633 nucleotides long. The record is from the annotation of a GenBank genome assembly. NCBI's taxonomy places the organism in Eukaryota, Oomycota, Peronosporomycetes, Peronosporales, Peronosporaceae.
AUGUCGUUGCUCAAGACUUCGAUGGUAAAUUUCGAGAGCGAAUGGAAAGAAAUGCAGCCAUCGCUGGCAUCAUUGGUCACGGGAAUGCCACAGACACUGACGAAUGAAAAGUGGCUCAAGAUGUACUCUGGCAUUUACAAAAUCUGUACAAAUCCUGGAGCUCCACAAGCAGAAAUGUUAUUUUUUCGAUUGCGAGAGAUGCUGAUACAUCAUGUCGAAUCAAUCUUGAAGGAGCUGGAAUCAAUUGAUGGCGAAUCCGAGUUCCUGCAUCACUACUGCUCAUCAUUUGAGUCGUUUGCAACAGGAACAAACUACAUUUCAGAGCUUUUUCGCUAUCUGAAUCGCUAUUGGAUCUCGUAUUCCCACUGUGAGACUGGACACGCUCCUGUUCCAGGAGUGUAUCCUAUCACGGAACUUUCGCUUCAUAUUUGGCACGACAUUGCAUUUUCUGAACUCAAGAAGCGCCUCGUGAAAGCAAUUAUUCAUAUCUUUCAUGCGGCACGACGUGGUGGAAGCGAAUGUUUUGACGAUGGUGACUGUGUUGCCAAAACGGUUCAGACAUACUUUAGUAUAGGCCUCUGCAAACAGGAUCAGAUGAGUCUUUAUCGAGACGAAUUGGAGCAGCCUUUUUAA